Molecule: messenger RNA, 1485 nt
Organism: Drosophila busckii
Lineage: Eukaryota; Metazoa; Arthropoda; Insecta; Diptera; Drosophilidae
Exons: 4
Coding region: 102-1466 (454 amino acids)
Molecular function (GO): nucleic acid binding
Source: RefSeq, a predicted model, not a curated record
CCGCUUUUAAAGCACACUGUCAUCCAAGCAAAACAAAAAGAAAAAUAAUUUUUAUAAGCCGCAAGGAAAAUUGACAAUAAAACCACAUUUGUUCAGUUAAAAUGGCAACAAAGGCAAAACGAUCAAAAAACGAUGCAACCAACGUUGAAGAAGCUAUUGAAAUAGUCGAAGAUUCAACUGAGCCCAAAAAGAAAAAAUCAAAAUCAAAAAAACGUGCGUCGGUAGAAGCAAGCACAAGUGCAAGUGACUGGGAUGUUGAUGACUACAAAACAGAGUAUGAAAGCGAGGAGCAUUGGGACCUGCGUCGCAAUUUUAUGUUAGCGCACAAGGAUCGUUUUGAUGAGGAUCGCUUGGUGUGCUUGGCACAAACAUUUAUCAAUAUGGAAUUCAUGGGCUGCAAAUAUCCCAGCGACACAAUGUUGCUGGUAGCGGAACUGUCCAAAGACAUUGCCGAAGAGUUCCGUAAGAGUCGUGCACAGCGAUUGAAACGUACAUUUAUGUCGGCGUCGGAUGCGGCGGAGCAACGCGCCAAAGGGCGCAGAGCUGCACCUGCUGCCAGACCCGAGACAAGCCAUAGCAGCAGGCGUGAACGUUUAUGCUUCGGCAGCAGCGAUCCAAGUAAUCUCUUUGAAGGAUUACGCUUUGGAAGACUUGUUAUAUAUCUAACUGGUGGCCGCUGUUGUCUGCGCAAUUCCUGCGUUGUCAGCCAAAUCAAAUACGACGAACGACAAGUGCCAACAACAACUGAUGAAAACGACACAGUAUUCGAAGUUUUGAUAAACGACGAGGUUAUUGCCACUGGCAGCGGUGAAACCGUAAAGGCAGCCAAGAUGGCUGCAUUUAAACAAGCUCUGCUACUAUUGCAGACUCAUUGCUAUAGCAUCAAGCUUAAUGCAACGCGUGAGACCAUUAAAGUGGAGAAGAGCCAAAAAGGAGUGGAGAUUAAUGUCACGCAGCGAUCAGCGGACAGCUUGUCUGAGCUAAAGCUAGAUGCCAACAACAAGGGCUAUGCUAUGAUGCGCUUAAUGGGCUGGUCUGGUGGUGGACUGGGAAGAUUGAAGCAAGGCCGCGAGGAACCUGUGGGCUAUCUGCUAAAAAAUAAUCGCACGGGAUUGGGCUCAAAUGAUCAAACAAAUAUGGAGGACUAUCGCGACCUUCUCAGGAACUAUGUUAAGUCGGAUGACAUGCGUGACAUGCAGUUUGAGCCCACAUUCUCUAAGGAAGAACGUGCUGGCUUACACAAAAUUGCCAGCAAUCUUGGUCUGCGGUCCUCUAGCUACGGCACCGGGGAUGCGCGUCGCUUGCUAAUUACCAAGAAGAUACCGUACGCGAAAAUUCUUAAGGAGGUGUUACUGCAACGUAAUCCCAAGGUCUGUGACCGGUAUUUUGUUCAAGUGCCUAUGGAAAAGGCGCAUUUGUUUCCAGGUCAUGUGGCUGCCUUAGAUUUAGAAAAUAUAACGGAGUAGCUUUAAAAGUUUAUGUUUA